AUGCUGAUCGCACUGAUUGGAGCGGCGUGUGCAGGCAAGGCGAGUGUUGCACACUACCUUGUUGAGCAACAUGGAUUUCAGAUGCUGCGUAUCGGCGCAGUGAACUGUACGGAUAGGGAUGCACUCGAGCUGACGUUGGAGAGCAGCAAGCACAUGUUGGAUUACGUGACGGACCAUUGGGAGACGCGGUUUGUGACACUCGAUCUAACGAGCGCUUUGGACUUGGAUGCGUUUAUCAAGCGACCGUUUGUGCUGUGUGUCGAGGUGGCGGCGCCGGUGUGGAUGAGGUGGCAGAGGUAUUCGCGCAAACAUGGACGCAUCGAGUUGGAGCAGUUUGUCAGGUUGGAUGAUGAGCUUUGCUAUGGUACCGCUGACUCGGAUGUCAAUCUGGAAAGGGACGCAUGCGUACCCGUACUAGCACGUGCGUCCAGUAGUGGUUCGCUCAUCGGCACCAAUGGAAUCGUGGAUAACCUAAGCGCCGUCUCGCUGCGAGACAGCUGCAAGCGAAUCUCAACAUCGCCAACAACUGGCCUCACCGGCCUGCGACGCUUGACACACCUCUCGAUCCACAAUAGCUUCUCCGACCUAUCCCAGUUGCACGUGCAUCUGACACACCUCAAUCUCACCUCGACCGAACGUUUGCGUCCGUGCUGGGAUACGUACUUUCUCAAGUUGUGCAACCUCGCCUCACUCCGCUCAAACUGCAUGAAACGUCGUGUCGGCGCAGUGCUCGUCUCGUCCAACCGCAUCUUAGCCACAGGCUACAACGGUACACCCUCAGGCCUCCGUAAUUGCAACCAAGGCGGAUGCGCUCGCUGUAACAAUACCCUGCCCACAUCAACAAGCACCAACACCCCCAGGGCUGGCAGCAGCGCUUGCGGUCAAAAUCUAGACGAAUGCCUCUGCCUCCACGCCGAAGAAAACGCACUGCUCGAAGCUGGUAGAGCCAAGAUCUCGUCGAACGCUACCAUGUACUGCAACACGUGCCCCUGUCUCCGCUGCGCUGUCAAGAUCAUCCAAACCGGCAUACGUCACGUCGUCUAUCAGCUAGAGUACAGUAUGGAUGCAAGAACCAAGACCAUCUUCCAGGAAGCUGGCGUCGAAAUUCGCCAGUGUCAUCUAGAUGCUUGA
Molecule: messenger RNA, 1131 nt
Organism: Mycosarcoma maydis (corn smut)
Lineage: Eukaryota; Fungi; Basidiomycota; Ustilaginomycetes; Ustilaginales
Product: deoxycytidine monophosphate deaminase
Exons: 1
Coding region: 1-1131 (376 amino acids)
Molecular function (GO): zinc ion binding; hydrolase activity
Source: RefSeq, a predicted model, not a curated record